Messenger RNA from Mesocricetus auratus (golden hamster), 974 nucleotides. Its product is annotated as olfactory receptor 13J1. Gene Ontology annotation, cellular component: membrane. Lineage: Eukaryota; Metazoa; Chordata; Mammalia; Rodentia; Cricetidae. Gene Ontology annotation, biological process: G protein-coupled receptor signaling pathway. The coding region runs from base 1 to 939 and encodes 312 amino acids. The record is from RefSeq and is a predicted model, not a curated record. Gene Ontology annotation, molecular function: olfactory receptor activity; G protein-coupled receptor activity. The transcript has a single exon.
AUGGAGCCCAGCAACAGGACAGCAGCCUCUGAGUUCAUCUUGAAGGGCUUUUCUGGCUACCCGGCCCUGGAGCACCUACUCUUUCCUCUGUGCUCAGCUAUGUACCUGGUGACCCUGCUGGGGAACACUGCCAUCGUGGCGGUGAGCAUGUUGGAUGCCCGCUUACACACGCCCAUGUACUUUUUUCUGGGUAAUCUUUCAGUUUUGGACAUCUGCUACACGUCUACUUUUGUUCCCCUGAUGCUGGUCCACCUCCUGUCACCCCGGAAGACCAUCUCCUUUACCGGCUGUGCCAUCCAGAUGUGUCUGAGCCUUUCCACAGGCUCCACAGAGUGCCUGCUGCUUGCCAUCAUGGCCUACGACCGCUACCUGGCCAUCUGCCAGCCACUCAGGUACCCUGUGCUCAUGAGUCACAGGCUCUGCCUGAUGUUGGCAGGAGCUUCCUGGGCACUCUGCCUCUUCAAGUCGGUGGCAGAGACAGUCAUUGCCAUGAGGCUGCCUUUCUGUGGCCACCGUGUGAUCAGACACUUCACCUGCGAGAUCCUGGCUGUGCUGAAGCUGGCCUGUGGUGACACCUCAGUCAGCGAUGCCUUCCUGCUGGUGGGAGCCAUCCUCCUCCUGCCUGUACCCCUGAGCCUCAUCUGCCUGUCCUACAUGCUGAUCCUGGCCACCAUCCUGAGGGUGCCCUCGGCCACAGGGCGCCGCAAAGCCUUCUCCACCUGCUCUGCACACCUGGCCGUGGUGCUGCUUUUCUACAGCACCAUCAUCUUCAUGUACAUGAAGCCCAAGAGCAAGGAGGCCCGAGUCUCGGACCAGGUCUUCACAGUCCUCUACGCUGUGGUCACCCCCAUGCUGAACCCCAUCAUCUACAGCCUGAGGAACAAGGAGGUGAAGGAGGCGGCCAGGAAAGUCUGGGGCAGUAGAUGGGCCUGCAGGUGAGGGGGGCAGGGCUCUACGCGGGUAGGGCUCUUGGC